AUGGGUCUUAGAGGUGUGCAGCUUGGCCUCAGAGCCUGGGAGUUCAUAUGGUCCCUGCUCAUCAUGGCCCUCGUCGGUAAUAUGAUCGCUGAAGCUUUCGCCGGGAACCCUGGGACCGUAAACUAUGCGAUCUACACAUCGGUCUUUUCAAUGUUCACGCUAUUCUACCUGGUCCCGGCCACGUUCAAUCUCGACUGGGCCAUCCACCCGAUCAUCAUGAUCGUCGUCGACUUGCUUAACUGCCUUUUCUUCUUCUGCGCUGCCAUCGCGCUCGCUGCGAAGUUGGAGUGCCACUCUUGCAGCAACCACGAGUACCUUAUUCACAACGAGAUUACCAAUGGCUCACACAACAUGUCUAAGCGCUGCCGUGAGGCCCAGGCCUCUGUUGCUUUCCUUUGGUUCGGCUGGGCGUGCUACAUGGCCUCCGUCAUUGUCUCCCUGUUCAUGUCCCGCUCUGGUACCCCCUCCUCGCGCCGCAGCCGUGCCAACAGCCGCCGGGCUCCCAACAUGACCCAGGUUUAA
Messenger RNA from Penicillium coprophilum, 522 nucleotides. Its product is annotated as MARVEL domain-containing protein. Gene Ontology annotation, biological process: protein localization to plasma membrane; eisosome assembly. The transcript has 3 exons. The coding region runs from base 1 to 522 and encodes 173 amino acids. The record is from RefSeq and is a predicted model, not a curated record. Gene Ontology annotation, cellular component: eisosome; plasma membrane. NCBI's taxonomy places the organism in Eukaryota, Fungi, Ascomycota, Eurotiomycetes, Eurotiales, Aspergillaceae.